AUGUUCCCUGGGAAUAACUGCCGGUGCUUCCUGCGCAUCGUACACGGGUCCCUCACCACCGACGAACAAACGAGGCUGGAAACGCCCUACUCCCCAAGGCUGUGGGAGAUCCAUGACGUCCGGAGCUUCGUGUGCAUCAUGGCCGCGGACGGGCGGCCUGCACCGUCCGAAAAUGCUGUGCGGAAGCUGGAGGAGCUCCUCUGCCAUGCGCCUACAUGUGGGUCCCAGCUGCACCUCAUGGAUCACGAUGCUUUCAACAAGCCCAUGCGCAGCAACGGCAUAUAA
Messenger RNA from Sparassis crispa, 285 nucleotides. RefSeq lists its product as hypothetical. The transcript is spliced from 2 exons. The coding region runs from base 1 to 285 and encodes 94 amino acids. NCBI's taxonomy places the organism in Eukaryota, Fungi, Basidiomycota, Agaricomycetes, Polyporales, Sparassidaceae. The record is from RefSeq and is a predicted model, not a curated record.